CCUCGCUCCCACAUCCCUACAUCCUUCUAACCUUUCUCCCGCUCAGUCCUCUCUAUCUAACAAUCUGCUACAAUGCCGAAGAGGUAUUACGAUGCGAUCGAUGAUGGCGCUCCGGGCGAGGACGACGCGCGCUAUGCGAGUGCGACGUAUAACAGUCUGACGGGUCUGCCGACUCACCAGUUGCCUUCUAUGCAUUCACAUACAAAUGCUUCUCAACAACAGCAGAUGCAUGGGUAUGCGACGUAUGCGGGUCAGCCAUUUGCUAGUGGCUCAGGAGUAGGAGCGGGAGGAGCUAGCACUAGUAAUAGUGCGAGUGGGAGUGCGCUAACUCCGUUGUCUAUACCCUCGCUCUCAGUCACGCCUCCUGCAAACUUGAAUCACCACCACCACCCUCUUCCUCCGAUCCCACCGUCCUCUACUGCUUCUACCUUGUCUUCUCUCCCUUCCGUCUCUUCUAGCGUGCCUAGUACUGCUGCUGCUUCAACUGUCGCGUCUACUUCUACCGCAGGUUUAGCCACACAAUCACAUCCACAUCCACACUCUCAAGGCACGACAUCAAAUAAUAACAACAACAACAACAACAAUAUCAAUAAUAGCAGUGUGGGUAUCCCACCGGACGCACCACCGCAUAGCGAGAUGGUCGAAGGCGAGGAAAGCUAUACCUACCGAGUGACUCCCGAGAUCCGCGAGACGCUGUUCCGCGAGGUACAUGGACGCCAGUUGAACACUAUGCAGCCUGUGUAUCAGUUACCGGCUGAUGAGGAUGAGAUUAAGAGACACGAAUACUUCCACAAAAUGAUGUACAUCGUCAUGGGGGACAAGAACUGGGUCGGGCCAAUGGAAGAGGUCCUCAGCGCUCCGUCAGAUAGGAAACGUCGGGUCCUCGAUAUUGGAUGCGGGAGUGGAAUCUGGGCUAUACAGAUCGCGGAUGAGUUUCCCGAGGUUGAGGUGGUUGGGUGUGACCUUGCCCCGAUUCAACCGGAUAUGGUGCCACCGAAUUGCGACUUCGAACUCUUCGACGCACAACUAAACCCCUACCCGGAUGAAUACUUCGACGUCGUACACGCCAGGAGUGUACACACAGGAAUCCGUAACUAUUCUCUCUUCCUCGAAGAAAUCGGUCGAAUCCUCGCACCAGGCGGGCUAGUCAUGCUCGUAGAGAGUGAAGUAAAAGCCCUCACAGAAGGGAAGAUUCCUAUUGACGCCGGACCGCGGGGUGGAGCUCCUGGUUGGCACGCAUUUUGGGAACAGUAUAGGAGGUGUUUAGCGGGGAAUCAUAUUGAUACUACUGUUCCGACUAGGUUGGGAGCGCUUUUGAGGGCUACGGGAGCGUUUGAGGAGGUUGUUGCGCAGGAGGCGACUGUUCCUGUUGGGUUUUGGCCGAAGGACGAGAACCUCCUAGCAGUAGGCGAACACGCCUGGAUGGACCACGACCGCUUCAUCCCGGGUGUCCGACCCUUAUUCCUCUCAUACGGGCUAUCAGAGUUUAGGGUGAAGAUCCUGGUGGAGGACGCUCAGCAGGAUUUGUAUUAUCCGUUGACGAGGCCUUAUUCGUGUGUGCAUGUGAGUCAUGCGAGGAAGAAGGUGUCGUGGACCCCGCCGAGGAGGAGGACAAGGAGGUUGAGGCGAUGAUAAGAGGAGGAAGGAGCGAGGAAGAAGGGAGAGGAGGAGGAGGGAAGGAGGGGAGGGGAAGAAGGGGAUUGUAUUUGUAUUUUUCUUUCUUUCUUUCUUUUUCUUUCUUUUCUUUUUGCAAAAUGCAACGGAGUUUGUAGUUGUUUCUUCUCACUUUGCUUCAACACGCAGCUUUUUCACGGUUUCAUCUUUACCCUUUUUUUCUUCUCUCCUUAAUUUUCGUAAUUUCGAGGAACGUGAAAGCUAGUCUUUCUGUCCCAUCUUUCUGUUUUUCCUUCUUCUUAAUUCCUUCAACGUUGUUACGUUCUGGUGGUUUCCUUGUAAUUUUUUCUCUUCAACACUGGAUUUACCCCUCUUCCUUUGCAACCUUCUUUGCUUUGCUUUGGCUUUUCCGUUUUUCUAUCUCUGUUGCAUGUGGUUGUAAUUGCGAUUGUACGUCUUGUUUUUCUAUUCCUGUUUUAUCCCAUUGCUAUCCUAUCUGUCUAUCUGUCUCAUUUUGUGUCCAUCUGUCAUUUCAAUGUGCUGCUUGUUACACUUGUCUGUCGUUGUCGAAAGUGCUUUCUGUCUCUUCAGGUUUUUCUUUCAUUUCUUUCUGCAUUGGCUUUGGCGUCUAGUUAAUUGGUGUAAAUACCCCUCCUCCCCUCCUUCAGCGUAACCUUCUUUACUUUUUACCUCCUCCCUCUCUUC
Molecule: messenger RNA, 2319 nt
Organism: Fomitiporia mediterranea MF3/22
Lineage: Eukaryota; Fungi; Basidiomycota; Agaricomycetes; Hymenochaetales; Hymenochaetaceae
Product: S-adenosyl-L-methionine-dependent methyltransferase
Exons: 5
Coding region: 637-1632 (331 amino acids)
Molecular function (GO): methyltransferase activity
Source: RefSeq, a predicted model, not a curated record